Messenger RNA from Diospyros lotus (date-plum), 1577 nucleotides. RefSeq names its product L10-interacting MYB domain-containing protein-like. Bases 245 to 1219 code for a protein of 324 amino acids. The transcript is spliced from 3 exons. NCBI's taxonomy places the organism in Eukaryota, Viridiplantae, Streptophyta, Magnoliopsida, Ericales, Ebenaceae. The record is from RefSeq and is a predicted model, not a curated record.
UUGAAUUGCAAAUCUGCAAAGCAAUUUCAGCCUGAUGAAGGCUUGGAGCAGCUAGAGGGAGACCCCCCACCACCGCCGCCUCCUCGUCGGAGUGUCCGCUACUCUCGCCGCCGACCGCCGGUGCAUACUCCAUCUCUGCCGCCGCCUCUCUCUCCGUCGGCGCUUCGCCUCGCCUCUCUCGCCGCUCCGGCCGCCGCUUCUCCUCUAGCCGCCGACCGCCGCUGCAUGCUCUGCUCUCGUCAAGAUGGACAAAGGAAAGAAACAGAUGAAUAACGUUUCCAAUAAGGGAAGAACCUCUGCUAAGUGGGAUGACUGCACACAUCUACAAUUUAUAGAGCUUGUAGAAAAAGAGAUUCAGAAGGGAAAUAGACCAGGAUCAUUUAUAAAUAAAGACGGGUGGAAAAAUUUGGUAAAGAGUUUUAAUCAAAUAACAGGAAAAUGUUAUGUAAACAAACAAUUGAAAAACCACUGGGAUGCUAUGAAGAAGGAAUGGACCCUUUUUAAGCAAAUGAUGCGAGGAGAGUCAAGUGUGGGAUGGGAUGAAAGAAAGAAGACUAUUGCGGUAGAUAAUGAUUGGUGGGAACAAAAAAUUAAGGAAAAUGAAAAUUUUCGAAAAUUCAAGAACAAAGACCUAUCCAUUAUAUGGUUUCGCUACGAUGGCUUGUUCUCUGACGUUGCAACAACUGGGGAAAAGGCACAAGUCCCAAGUCAAUAUGAAGCUCCCACUAAACUUUCAAGUACUGAUAAAGAUGAUGAUGCAUGUGACAACACUCAGGACAUAAAUGAUCUUGGAAAGUCAUUCGCCAGGCAGGAUAGUCACAAUGUUGUCAUAACUGGUGACAAUUUGUUUCCAGAACCAAGUUGGCAACAAGGGAGAACAUCGGCUCCUAAAAAGGCUAGGAAGGAAAGGGUAUCGAGUGCUGCCAUGUUAAUGACAAAUAUUGAAGAUUUAAUGCAGAUAUAUUCCAAAAGCACAAAUACUUCAUACUCUGUUGGAGGACCAUCAGAACCAAGCAUUCCAGAAUGCAUGAUUGUAUUGCGGACUCUCCCCAUUCAGAUUGGGAGUUCAUUGUGGAAUUUUGCUUCCACCCUUUUCAUCAAGGCCAGCAUGAGGACUUGUUUCAUGAGUCAACCAAAUGACGAGGCACGUGUGUCUUGGUUGGAGUACCUCCAUAAGAGGGACGAGGAUAAGCGGCCUGGAAUUUUCCUUAAUUUAUAGAAAGCCUCUCCAUCUCGUUAAAUUUCUGUUCGCCUUAUCACCCAUUCUAGAGAAAAUGGUUAUUCAGCCAAUUUAUGUUAUGGAUCAUGGAAGAUUGAUGUUUUGGAAGGCGGUAACACAGUUUAGGCGUUUGUCACCUUUGGCAGAAGUUUUUUUGAAAUUCAAGAUGAUGAUGAUGAUCCAAGUUCAGACAACUGCAAAUGGACAUUCGCUCACUCCUAUUUCUCUUUUGUGAAAGUUGCAACUUCCUUGGUAUUUGGCCUAAUUUUGAAAAUUUUGUAGAUAUUUGGCCAAAUACUUCAUGUAAUGGAUGAAUAUUGAGACAAGAAAUGCAUUUUGCCUCUGUUUAUUUUGGAAA